Mangifera indica (mango) is the source of this 1981-nucleotide messenger RNA. RefSeq names its product BTB/POZ domain-containing protein At5g17580. NCBI's taxonomy places the organism in Eukaryota, Viridiplantae, Streptophyta, Magnoliopsida, Sapindales, Anacardiaceae. The transcript is spliced from 3 exons. The record is from RefSeq and is a predicted model, not a curated record. The coding region runs from base 243 to 1838 and encodes 531 amino acids.
GAGCCGGCCAGCCCAUUGCCACCUAUUCAAAACAAAAUAUUAAUAUCAUUCUUUAAUCCCAUAUCUAUACUUGAGGAAAAGAAAAUCAGAAUUUGGAUUCAAAAUCAGAUUCUGGCAUAACAGAUUCCCCCAUUUUUUAGGAACAUUUGAGUUUUAAACGUUGGCUUAGUUUUGGAGGUUGUAAUUAGUAGUCAUCUCCUUCCCUGCCAAACAACUCAGAAGAAUCUCCAGCUUCAUCUUCCAUGUUGCCAAAGAUCUCAUCUUCAUCUGAGUUGCAGCUCACUGUACGUGGUGUGCCUUUGAGUUUGAGCAGAGAACUUCUGGCUACAAAAUCAGCCAGAGUAGCAGCUGGGAUCCCCCAUGAAAAGCUAUCGCAUUUCCUCAGAGAAAUUCCUGUUGAUGCAGAAACUUUAGAGCUUGUUGCAAGAUUCUGCCGUGGAUUUGAAGUUCACAUGUCCCCUGAAAAUGUUGUGCCUCUCAUUUGUGUUGCCUACUACUUGGAAAUGACUGAAACUCACGCCAAAAAUAAUCUUUUAAGCCAGGCUUACAACUUCUUACGGAGGAAAGUUCUCCCCAGUUGGAAUGCCACCAUUAAAGUCUGCAAAGCAGCAGAGAAUGAGAAUUUUCUUCAACAGGCAAUUCAUCUUGGCUUGGUUGAUGCGUGCUUCGAGUCUCUUAUUUCAAAAGCACUGGUUGAUCCUCAGCUUCUACUUCUUGGAGAGCCAAUAAUAAAAAAUCAUGCAUCUGAAGAGCAAAUUUGCAACAAGCCCAAUGCAAGGCGAAGAAUUUCAUUUGUUGAUAAUUGGGAGUCUGAGGAUUUGACAGCAUUCUCUCUCCAACUCUAUGAGCCCCUCAUUCGAACAAUGAAUAAGCAGAGAGUUCCAUCAGAGUACCUGGGUGCAUCCAUUUGUCAAUAUGCAAAAAGAUGGAUUUUUUCAAGCACCAUUAAUGACAUUAACAGGAAUUCUCAAAGGGAAAUCAUUGAAGCAGUUGAACGGCUGUUGCCUCUUGAGAAAGGGCUCAUACCAUGUAGAUUAUUGUUCGAAAUGCUUCGGUCUGCAAUUGCGAUGGAUGCUAGUCAAGAUUGCAGAACUGGGUUUGAGAUUAGGAUUGGAAAACAACUAGACCAAGCAACAGUAAAAGAUCUCUUAAUUCCUUCAGCUAAAGAAGUGCAAUAUGACAUUGAAUGUUUGAAGAGGAUUUUAAAGAAUUUCUACAGCAGCUACUGUAACUCCAGUACAGAAGGGUGGCUGACUGUGGCGGAACUGAUUGAAGAAUUCAUGGCAGAAGUUGCAGGUGACAUAGAUUUGAAGAAGGAAACAUUUAUCUCCAUUGCAAACAUAGCAACAACAACAUCCUCAGCCUUAACACAAAGAAACUUAGAUGGAAUUUACAGGGGCAUUGAUAUAUACUUUGACAAGCAUAAAUACUUGACAGAGACUGAGAGAGAAGAGAUAUGCAAAGUUUUAGAAUGGGAAAAGAUGUCAGCAGAAGCCUGUGAACACGCAGCCAAAAACGAAAGAUUGCCAUUGAGGGUGAUUGUGCAAGUGUUGUUUAUGGCACAACUACAGGUAAGAGAUGCCAUUUUAAGUAAGGAUGAGGAGAAAGUGAUGAAAGAAAUAAAGGAAACGAGCAACAAGGUGAUGGAGCUAGAAAGAGAGUGCUUUAUGAUCAGGAAAGAAUUAAGUGGGAAUAAUGACAAGAAAAAAGGGAAAAUUAGCAUGUGGAAUGAAAUGAAAAGGAAGUUUGGUUGCAUCGAAACAACAAUUCAUGACUGUAAUUGCCAAUUCAAGCAUCAAAGGAAGAAGAAUAAGGUGCAUCCUGGAUCUGGAAUUUAAUCUUUGGUUGCAGGCAAGUGUGUUUUCCUUUCUAAUUUAGCCUUGAUUGGACUUUGAAGAGAGCAAUUGUGUAUGCAAGUAGUUAAAUCGUCUUAUAUAUAUUUUACUAUUGAAUACAAUUGAAGGAAGGAGUGGAUUCAAUA